CACCCCGCCCCAUUCUCCCGCUUUCCAUCACCCCGCCCCAUUCUCCCGCUUUCCAUCACCCCGCCCCAUUCUCCCGCUUUCCAGCACCCCGUCCCAAUCUCCCGCUUUCCAUCACCCCGCCCGAUUCUCCCGCUUUCCAUCACCCCGCCCCAUUCUCCCGCUUUCCAUCACCCCGCCCCAUUCUCCCGCUUUCCAUCACCCCGCCCCAUUCUCCCUCUUUCCAUCACCCUGCCCCAUUCUCCCGCUUUCCAUCACCCGCGCCAUUCUCCCGCUUUCCAUCACCCGCCCCAUUCUCCCGCUUUCCAUCACCCCGCCCCAUUCUCCCGCUUUCCAUCACCCCGCCCCAUUCUCCCGCUUUCCAGCACCCUGCCCCAUUCUCCCGCUUUCCAUCACCCGCCCCAUUCUCCCUCUUUCCAUAACACCGCCCCAUUCUCCCUCUUUCCAUAACCCCGCCCCAUUCUCCCCACCCCGCCCCAUUCUCCCGCUUUCCAUCACCCCGCCCCAUUCUCCCGCUUUCCAUCACCCCGCCCCAUUCUUCCGCUUUCCAGCACCCCGUCCCAAUCUCCCGCUUUCCAUCACCCCGCCCGAUUCUCCCGCUUUCCAUCACCCCGCCCCAUUCUCCCGCUUUCCAUCACCCCGCCUUAUUCUCCCGCUUUCCAUCACCCUGCCCCAUUCUCCCUCUUUCCAUCACCCUGCCCCAUUCUCCCGCUUUCCAUCACCCGCCCCAUUCUCCCGCUUUCCAUCACCCGCCCCAUUCUCCUGCUUUCCAUCACCCCGCCCCAUUCUCCCUCUUUCCAUCACCCCGCCCCAUUCUCCCUCUUUCCAUCAUCCCGCCCCAUUCUCCCUCUUUCCAUCACCCCGCCCCAUUCUCCCGCUUUCCAUCACUCCGCCCCAUUCUCCCGCUUUCCAUCACCCCGCCCCAUUCUCCCGCUUUCCAUCACCCCGCCCCAUUCUCCCUCUUUCCAUCACCCCGCCCCAUUCUCCCGCUUUCCAUCACCCGCCCCAUUCUCCCGCUUUCCAUCACCCCGCCCCAUUCUCCCGCUUUCCAUCACCCCGCCCCAUUCUCCCGCUUUCCAUCACCCCGCCCCAUUCUCCCUCUUUCCAUCACCCCGCCUCAUUCUCCCUCUUUCCAUCACCCCGCCCCAUUCUCCCUCUUUCCAUAACCCCGCCCCAUUCUCCCGCUUUCGAUCACCCCGCCCCAUUCUCCUGCUUUCCAUCACCCCGCCCUAUUCUCCCGCUUUCCAUCACCCCGCCCCAUUCUCCCGCUUUCCAGCACCCCGCCCCAUUCUCCCGCUUUCCAUCACCCCGCCCCAUUCUCCCGCUUUCCAUCACCCCGCCCCAUUCUCCCUCUUCCCAUCACCCCGCCCCAUUCUCCCGCUUUCCAUCACCCCGUCCCAUUCUCCCGCUUUCCAUCACCCCGCCCCAUUCUCCUGCUUUCCAUCACCCCGCCCCAUUCUCCCGCUUUCCAGCACCCCGCCUCAUUCUCCCGCUUUCCAUCACCCCGCCCUAUUCUCCCGCUUACCAUCACCCCGCCCCAUUCUCCCUCUUUCUAGCACCCCGCUCCAUUCUCCCGCUUUCCAUCACCCCGCCCCAUUCUCCCGCUUUCCAGCACCCCGCCCGAUUCUCCCGCUUUCCAUCACCCCGCCCGAUUCUCCCGCUUUCCAUCACCCCGCGCCAUUCUCCCUCUUUCCAUCACCCCACCCCAUUCUCCCUCUUUCCAUCACCCCGCCCAAUUCUCCCGCUUUCCAUCACCCCGCCCCAUUCUCCCGCUUUCCAUCACCCCGCCCCAUUCUCUCUCUUUCCAUCACCCCACCCCAUUCUCCCUCUUUCAAUCACCCCGCCCCAUUCUCCCUCUUUCCAUCACCCCACCCCAUUCUCCCUCUUUCCAUCACCCCGCCCAAUUCUCCCGCUUUCCAUCACCCUGCCCCAUUCUCCCUCUUUCCAUCACCCCGCCCCAUUCUCCCUCUUUACAUCACCCCGCCCCAUUCUCCCGCUUUCCAUCACCCCGCCCCAUUCUCCCGCUUUCCAUCACCCCGACCCAUUCUCCGGCUUUCCAUCACCCCGACCCAUUCUCCCGCUUUCGAUCACCCCGCCCGAUUCUCCCGCUUUCCGUCACCCCACCGUUCUCCCGCUUUCCAUCACCCCGCCCCAUUCUCCCUCUUUCCAUCACCCCGCCCCAUUCUCCCUCUUUCCAUCACCCCGCCCCAUUCUCUUGAUUUCCAUCACCCCGCCCCAUUCUCCCGCUUUCCAUCACCCCGCCCCAUUCUCCCGCUUUCCAUCACCCCGCCCCAUUCUCCCGCUUUCCAUCACCCCGCCCCAUUCUCCCGCUUUCCAUCACCCCGUCCCAUUCUCCCGCUUUCCAUCACCCCGCCCCAUUCUCCCGCUUUCCAGCACCCCGCCCCAUUCUCCUGCUUUCCAUCACCCCGCCCCAUUCUCCCGCUUUCCAGCACCCCGCCUCAUUCUCCCGCUUUCCAUCACCCUGCCCCAUUCUCCCGCUUUCCAUCACCCCGCCCCAUUCUCCCGCUUUCCAGCACCCCGCCCCGUUCUCCCGCUUUCCAUCACCCCGCCCAAUUUUCCCGCUUUCCAGCACCCCGCCCCAUUCUCCCGCUUUCCAUCACCCCGCCCCAUUCUCCCUCUUUCCAUAACACCGCCCCAUUCUCCCUCUUUCCAUAACCCCGCCCCAUUCUCCCCACCCUGCCCCAUUCUCCCGCUUUCCAUCACCCGCCCCAUUCUCCCUCUUUCCAUAACACCGCCCCAUUCUCCCUCUUUCCAUAACCCCGCCCCAUUCUCCCCACCCCGCCCCAUUCUCCCGCUUUCCAUCACCCCGCCCCAUUCUCCCGCUUUCCAUCACCCCGCCCCAUUCUUCCGCUUUCCAGCACCCCGUCCCAAUCUCCCGCUUUCCAUCACCCCGCCCGAUUCUCCCGCUUUCCAUCACCCCGCCCCAUUCUCCCGCUUUCCAUCACCCCGCCCCAUUCUCCCGCUUUCCAUCACCCUGCCCCAUUCUCCCUCUUUCCAUCACCCUGCCCCAUUCUCCCGCUUUCCAUCACCCGCCCCAUUCUCCCGCUUUCCAUCACCCGCCCCAUUCUCCUGCUUUCCAUCACCCCGCCCCAUUCUCCCUCUUUCCAUCACCCCGCCCCAUUCUCCCUCUUUCCAUCAUCCCGCCCCAUUCUCCCUCUUUCCAUCACCCCGCCCCAUUCUCCCGCUUUCCAUCACUCCGCCCCAUUCUCCCGCUUUCCAUCACCCCGCCCCAUUCUCCCGCUUUCCAUCACCCCGCCCCAUUCUCCCUCUUUCCAUCACCCCGCCCCAUUCUCCCGCUUUCCAUCACCCGCCCCAUUCUCCCGCUUUCCAUCACCCCGCCCCAUUCUCCCGCUUUCCAUCACCCCGCCCCAUUCUCCCGCUUUCCAUCACCCCGCCCCAUUCUCCCUCUUUCCAUCACCCCGCCUCAUUCUCCCUCUUUCCAUCACCCCGCCCCAUUCUCCCUCUUUCCAUAACCCCGCCCCAUUCUCCCGCUUUCGAUCACCCCGCCCCAUUCUCCUGCUUUCCAUCACCCCGCCCUAUUCUCCCGCUUUCCAUCACCCCGCCCCAUUCUCCCGCUUUCCAGCACCCCGCCCCAUUCUCCCGCUUUCCAUCACCCCGCCCCAUUCUCCCGCUUUCCAUCACCCCGCCCCAUUCUCCCUCUUCCCAUCACCCCGCCCCAUUCUCCCGCUUUCCAUCACCCCGUCCCAUUCUCCCGCUUUCCAUCACCCCGCCCCAUUCUCCUGCUUUCCAUCACCCCGCCCCAUUCUCCCGCUUUCCAGCACCCCGCCUCAUUCUCCCGCUUUCCAUCACCCCGCCCUAUUCUCCCGCUUACCAUCACCCCGCCCCAUUCUCCCUCUUUCUAGCACCCCGCUCCAUUCUCCCGCUUUCCAUCACCCCGCCCCAUUCUCCCGCUUUCCAGCACCCCGCCCGAUUCUCCCGCUUUCCAUCACCCCGCCCGAUUCUCCCGCUUUCCAUCACCCCGCCCCAUUCUCCCUCUUUCCAUCACCCCACCUCAUUCUCCCUCUUUCCAUCACCCCGCCCAAUUCUCCCGCUUUCCAUCACCCCGCCCGAUUCUCCCGCUUUCUAUCACCCCGCCCCAUUCUCUCUCUUUCCAUCACCCCACCCCAUUCUCCCUCUUUCAAUCACCCCGCCCCAUUCUCCCUCUUUCCAUCACCCCACCCCAUUCUCCCUCUUUCCAUCACCCCGCCCAAUUCUCCCGCUUUCCAUCACCCUGCCCCAUUCUCCCUCUUUCCAUCACCCCGCCCCAUUCUCCCUCUUUACAUCACCCCGCCCCAUUCUCCCGCUUUCCAUCACCCCGCCCCAUUCUCCCGCUUUCCAUCACCCCGACCCAUUCUCCGGCUUUCCAUCACCCCGACCCAUUCUCCCGCUUUCGAUCACCCCGCCCGAUUCUCCCGCUUUCCGUCACCCCGCCCCGUUCUCCCGCUUUCCAUCACCCCGCCCCAUUCUCCCACUUUCCAUCACCCCGCCCCAUUCUCCCUCUUUCCAUCACCCCGCCCCAGUCUCCCGAUUUCCAUCACCCGCCCCAUUCUCCCGCUUUCCAUCACCCCGCCCCAUUCUCCCGCUUUCCAUCACCCCGCCCCAUUCUCCCGCUUUCCAUCACCCCGCCCCAUUCUCCCGCUUUCCAUCACCCCGCCCGAUUCUCCCGCUUUCCAUCACCCCGCCCGAUUCUCCCGCUUUCCAGCACCCCGCCCCGUUCUCCCGCUUUCCAGCACCCCGCCCCGUUCUCCCGCUUUCCAGCACCCCGCCCCAUUCUCCCGCUUUCCAUCACCCCGCCCGAUUCUCCCGCUUUCCAUCACCCCGCCCCAUUCUCCCGCUUUCCAUCACCCCGCCCCAUUCUCCCGCUUUCCAUCACCCCGCCCCAUUCUCCCGCUUUCCAGCACCCCGUCCCAAUCUCCCGCUUUCCAUCACCCCGCCCGAUUCUCCCGCUUUCCAUCACCCCGCCCCAUUCUCCCGCUUUCCAUCACCCCGCCCCAUUCUCCCGCUUUCCAGCACCCCGCCCCAUUCUCCCGCUUUCCAUCACCCUGCCCCAUUCUCCCGCUUUCCAUCACCCUGCCCCAUUCUCCCGCUUUCCAUCACCCCGCCCCAUUCUAACUCAUUCCAUCACCCCGCCCCAUUCUCCCUCUUUCCAUCACCCCGCCCAAUUCUCCCGCUUUCCAUCACCCUGCCCCAUUCUCCCUCUUUCCAUCACCCCGCCCCAUUCUCCCUCUUUACAUCACCCCGCCCCAUUCUCCCGCUUUCCAUCACCCCGCCCCAUUCUCCCGCUUUCCAUCACCCCGACCCAUUCUCCGGCUUUCCAUCACCCCGACCCAUUCUCCCGCUUUCGAUCACCCCGCCCGAUUCUCCCGCUUUCCGUCACCCCGCCCCGUUCUCCCGCUUUCCAUCACCCCGCCCCAUUCUCCCACUUUCCAUCACCCCGCCCCAUUCUCCCUCUUUCCAUCACCCCGCCCCAUUCUCCCGAUUUCCAUCACCCGCCCCAUUCUCCCGCUUUCCAUCACCCCGCCCCAUUCUCCCGCUUUCCAUCACCCCGCCCCAUUCUCCCGCUUUCCAUCACCCCGCCCCAUUCUCCCGCUUUCCAUCACCCCGCACCAUUCUCCCGCUUUCCAUCACCCCGCCCGAUUCUCCCGCUUUCCAUCACCCCGCCCCGUUCUCCCGCUUUCCAGCACCCCGCCCCAUUCUCCCGCUUUCCAUCACCCCGCCCGAUUCUCCCGCUUUCCAUCACCCCGCCCCAUUCUCCCGCUUUCCAUCACCCCGCCCCAUUCUCCCGCUUUCCAUCACCCCGCCCCAUUCUCCUGCUUUCCACCACCCCGCCCCAAUCUCCCACUUUCCAGCACCCCGCCCUAUUCUCCCGCUUUCCAUCACCCCGCCCCAUUCUCCCGCUUUCCAGCACCCCGCCCCAUUCUCCCGCUUUCCAUCACCCUGCCCCAUUCUCCCGCUUUCCAUCACCCUGCCCCAUUCUCCCGCUUUCCAUCACCCCGCCCCAUUCUACCUCAUUCCAUCACCCCGCCCCAUUCUCCCGCUUUCCACCACCCCGCCCCAUUCUCCCGCUUUCCAUCACCCCGCCCCAUUCUCCCGCUUUCCAUCACCCCGCCCCAUUCUCCCGCUUUCCAUCACCCCGCCCGAUUCUCCCGCUUUACAUCACCCCGCCCCAUUCUCCUGCUUUCCAUCACCCCGCCCCAUUCUCCCGCUUUCCAUCACCCCGCCCGAUUCUCCCGCUUUACAUCACCCCGCCCCAUUCUCCCGCUUUCCAUCACCCCGCCCCAUUCUCCCGCUUUCCAUCACCCCGCCCGAUUCUCCCGCUUUGCGUCACCCCGCCCCGUUCUCCCACUUUCCAUCACCCCGCCCCAUUCUCCCACUUUCCAUCACCCCGCCCCAUUCUCCCUCUUUCCAUCACCUCGCCCCAUUCUCCCGCUUUCCAUCACCCCGCCCCAUUCUCCCGCUUUCCAUCACCCCGCCCCAUUCUCCCGCUUUCCAUCACCCCGCCCCAUUCUCCCGCUUUCCAUCACCCCGCCCCAUUCUCCCGCUUUCCAUCACCCCGCCCCAUUCUCCCGCUUUCCAUCACCCCGCCCGAUUCUCCCGCUUUACAUCACCCCGCCCCAUUCUCCCGCUUUCCAUCACCCCGCCCCAUUCUCCCGCUUUCCAUCACCCCGCCCGAUUCUCCCGCUUUCCGUCACCCCGCCUCGUUCUCCCGCUUUCCAUCACCCCGCCCCAUUCUCCCACUUUCCAUCACCCCGCCCCAUUUUCCCUCUUUCCAUCACCUCGCCCCAUUUUCCCGCUUUCCAUCACCCCGCCCCAUUCUCCCUCUUUCCAUCACCCCGCCCCAUUCUCUCUCUUUCCAUCACCCCGCCCCAUUCUCCCGCUUUCCAUCACCCCGCCCCAUUCUCCCGCUUUCCAUCACCCCACCCCAUUCUCCCGCUUUCCAGCACCCCGCCCCAUUCUCCCGCUUUCCAUCACCCCGCCCCAUUCUCCCGCUUUCUAG
Molecule: messenger RNA, 7015 nt
Organism: Closterium sp. Naga37s-1
Lineage: Eukaryota; Viridiplantae; Streptophyta; Zygnematophyceae; Desmidiales; Closteriaceae
Source: the annotation of a GenBank genome assembly